Rosa rugosa (rugosa rose) is the source of this 1774-nucleotide messenger RNA. RefSeq names its product U-box domain-containing protein 25-like. Lineage: Eukaryota; Viridiplantae; Streptophyta; Magnoliopsida; Rosales; Rosaceae. The transcript has a single exon. The record is from RefSeq and is a predicted model, not a curated record. Gene Ontology annotation, biological process: protein ubiquitination. The coding region runs from base 345 to 1649 and encodes 434 amino acids. Gene Ontology annotation, molecular function: protein binding; ubiquitin protein ligase activity.
GCAAUCAUUCUAUAUUCUUGGUUACAGUCUCCAACUCUUUCACUAGGAUAAGGUCUAUUUUCUGACCAACCGAUCCUGCCUCUUCUGUUUGGCUCUUGGUGUUCUCAUCUGAUUCCUCCAACUAAUACUGCAUUAGUCUCAUUUCCCUUGUCUCUCAGUUCUCUGUGCUCUUUAGCGGACUGAGCUCUUCACUCUUUCCUCAUUACAGCUUUCUGCCUCCACUUACAUUUCAAUCUCUAAGCUCCGGAAAAGAUGACAUUUUGAGCAUACCCAAUUGUUAUUUUUGGGUAAAUAAUAUAACCCAGUUCUUAUUUACCUGUAUCAGUAGGUUAAUUUGAUUUGAAAUGAUGUGCAUACCUGAGCUGUUUAUAUGCCCAAUUAGUCUGGAGCUGUUCAAAGAUCCAGUGACUCUAUGCACAGGCCUAACCUAUGACAGGUCGAGCAUUCAACAAUGGCUGGCUGCUGGUAAUCUGACAUGUCCAGUCACAAUGCAGAAGCUUGAUGAUCCAAUCACCAUGGUUCCGAAUCACACUCUUCGCCAUUUGAUCACUCAGUGGCUGCAAAUGGGUAGUCAAACUCAAAACUCGAAUCAUUCUGAUGAUCAUUGUCACUUGGAAACCACAACUACUGAUUCUUUAGCUUCACUCAAACACGUACUAGAGUCUCGUGAGUUUGCCUUCGAGAACAAGGUUCAAGCACUCGAAAAGAUUUCAUCUUCACCGUCCACAAAUUACUUGCUACUGCAGCUCGGGUACUUGCCUUUGCUACUAGAACUAGUCUUUGGACUAGUUCCAGAAGCCAGAGUACUACUCAUCAGUGAAGAGUACUACUACAUCAAGUUUGUUGAGCUUGCGCUCUCUCGUGUUCUGAUACUGCUGCCUCUAGGGGGUGGGUUCGAGCCUCUAAAUAUUUUGAAAGAAGAGAGUAAAUUGUCAUCUUUCGAAGUCUUGUUGGCGGGCGGCUCUGCAUUCAUCAGAAUCAACUUAUGCCACCUUAUAGAGGCAGUUUCAGCAUCAGAGAGCAGCAGCAGCAGAACAAAAGGGCUGCGUGUUGUUCUUGGAAAGAACCAGGGGAUCUUGACUCAGCUGGUUCAGCUAAUUCUUCACCCGAGUGAUUCGGAGGAGGAGGCUGCAGAUGCUGCAAUCAGAGCCGUGUCAACAUUGUCUUCCUUUGAAGAUAACAUAGAGUCUUUGGUCAGAAAUGGCAUGUUAAAUGGACUAGUGACAUACAUUACUAGGACCGAAAAGCGCGAAAGAAGCUUGGCGCCAUUGGCAACGGCGAUAAUUGAGAGGCUUUUAGGAGUAGAGAGUGGAAAAGAGGAAUUGCUUAAUAGUAAUAACAAUAAUGGCACCGGUGGCAAUGGCAUUCAUGCUCUUGUUAAGAUGGUUUUCAGGGUAUCGUGGUCCAAUGUUGAUGAUGACCAUGAACACCACCGAGGGAGUGAGAGUGCCGUUACCUCACUUUUGAUUGUGUGCAAUGAUUCUUUAUCGGCACGAGAGGAAGCCAUUAGCGCCGGAGUGUUGACUCAGUUACUAUUGCUUAUGCAGAGCCAGUGCAGCAAUAGCACCAAAGCGAAGGCGAGAAUGUUACUCAAACUCCUUAGAACCAAGUGGUCUCAGGACUCCAAGCAAUUAAUCUCAAUGGUCUAGCUUACAAAAUCGUCUUUGAAUAUUUAAUUAUUGCCUAUGGUUGGCCUCUUGGCUUCUGUAGAGGUACCACAAACUAUCAAUGUGUAUCUCAUUUCACAUUUGCUUAUUUCUAUCAUCUACUCAAA